AGGCACAACUGUGAGUUGAAAGAGGCAAAGAGCGUUGCCAUUUGUGAGGCUACCUGUAGAAGACUAUCAGCAAAUCAAUUGCCGAACCAAAUUAGUUUCAUCAACUAAUCACAACCAAAAUCAAAACCCAUGGAGUAGAUCGUAAUUGAAACCAAAACAAAAGCAAAAGGUAGAGAUUUUGAUUAUGGAAGAAAAGGAAACGUGCUUUGAAUGCCUUGAACGCCGAAUCAAGUCUGAUUGGUCGGAUCAGCUACAGUUUUGUUAUGGCAUCUCCGAUUCUCCUCUCCCCUUUGGCUCCUCCGCUAUCGUUCAAUUCUCUCUUUCUAAUUCUUCACCUUCACCCACCUCUCAAUUCAUUUUGUCCUAUCUUCCCACUCAUUCACACCAUUGCUUCUCCAAAUACAUAGAUCAAUAUACUUUGCAAAAUGGAGAAGAAACAGAGGUUAGUUCUGGAACUGGUACUGGCGGUACUUAUUUAUCAGAUACUUUAAUGGGUGAAUCUCAGUUUUUGUCUAAUGGGAUGGGAUAUGAAUGUUGUGCUUGUAACCAUUGUGGUAAAUUCUCUUGUUUAAGAACAAUUACUGCUUUGGCCCCUCUUGCUUAUGUUGGUAUUUCAUCUUAUUCUGGUUUUCAAGAACAUGCUUCUAGUUCCCUAUCUGGGACUUUGGAAGAUCAUAUAUUGUCCUCGAUUAAUCUUCUUAUUCAAGAAAAAGCUUCUGGGAGAGAUGGUGUUAAUUAUAUGCGUCUACUUGGGGUUCCAUCAUUUGAUGAGAAUAGUAUCCCAGGUUGUCUCAGGCAUCCCAAUAUAGCACCUGUUCUUGGGUUAUUGAAAACACCUGGAUAUAUCAAUUUGUUGCUCCCUAGAACUCCAUAUACUUUGGAGAAUAUUCUUCAUUACAGCCCGAAUGCUUUGGAGUCCGAUUGGCAUAUCAGGUUUUUGAUGUAUCAGCUGCUGUCUGCCCUUACUUACUUGCAUGGAUUAGGGGUUCACCAUGGUAAUCUAUGCCCAUCAAAUGUGAUGCUUACUGAUUCAUGCUGGGCUUGGCUGCGCAUUUGGGAUUACCAUAGGCUAGGAUUCAAUUUAUGUUUCGAACAUGGGAAAUCCAACAGUAGCCAUAUUCCUUCUAGAGUAGGUUGCUCUGUAGAAGAUUGUUCUUCUCAAGGAUUAUAUGCCGAUUUGAAGCUCUCCCCACCUUUAGAUUGGAAUUCUCAAUUCAAUAGGUGGUGGAGGGGAGAGCUGAGUAAUUUUGAGUAUUUGCUUUUCUUAAACAAACUGGUUGGCAGAAGGUGGGGGGAUCACACCUUUCAUCCAGUAAUGCCAUGGGUAAUAGAUUUUAGCACAAAACCAAAUGAGGAUUCUGAUUCUGGGUGGCGGGAUUUAAGCAAGAGUAAAUGGAGGUUGGCAAAAGGUGAUGAACAGUUGGAUUUUACAUAUUCAUCAUCUGAAGUUCCACACCAUGUCUCAGAUGAGUGUCUAUCAGAAUUAGCUGUUUGCAGCUAUAAAGCGAGGAGGUUGCCUUUAAGUGUUUUGCGGAUGGCUGUUCGCUCUGUCUAUGAACCUAAUGAGUACCCUUCAACUAUGCAAAGACUUUAUCAAUGGACACCUGAUGAGUGCAUCCCUGAAUUUUACUGUGAUCCUCGAAUAUUUUAUUCUCAACAUUCUGGUAUGACUGAUUUGGCUGUUCCAUCAUGGGCGGGUAGUCCUGAAGAAUUCAUUAAAUUGCACCGAGAGGCUUUAGAGAGUAACCGAGUCUCAUGUCAAAUCCAUCAUUGGAUUGAUAUAAACUUUGGAUAUAAAAUGUCAGGGCCAGCAGCUGUUGCCGCAAAGAAUGUUAUGCUGUCUUCAUCAGAGCCUGCAAAGCCAAGGUCAAUUGGACGGCGCCAGCUCUUUACUAAACCACACCCUUCACGUCAAGUUUCUAUGCAGGGAAUACCAGAUAGAAUGAAAGAGUCAGCUGUUGGUCAGCACCAAGCACAUGAAGUAGAAACUGAGAAAUCUUUUCUCUAUAAAAGUACCUGUUUACAAGAAUUGGAACAAGCAUCUUCAUUUUCCGAACAUGCCCAACAUUUAAGUCCAGUCUAUUGCCAUGCUCAACAAAACCUUCUGAAGCAAAACCCUUCUUUCAAAGAGUCUCAAACUGAGAAUCUGGAGAGAAGUGCUUCAAAUCCACAUGAUAUUAGCAAUUACUGCAGGUUUUCACCCGAUGUUGAUUUGAAUUAUCUUCUUGAGCAUAUAGAUAUGCAGGAUGACGAUUCCACAGGCUAUCAAGAAUUAUUGCUUUGGAGGAAGAAAUCAUGUUUAUCAAGAACUUCCUCCAAAGAGGAUGCAGAGGACAUAUUUUCUGUUGGUUGUCUCUUGGCUGAACUUUACUUGAGGAGGCCACUUUUUUGUUCAACUUCAUUAGGCAUGUACUUGGAAAGUGGUGUUUUUCCUGGACUUAUGCAGGAGCUUCCAUCUCAUAUUAAAAUACUAGUUGAAGCUUGUAUUGAGAAGGACUCGAUGAGGAGGCCAUCUGCCAAAAGUCUAUUGGAAUCUCCAUUUUUUCCUUCAACAGUGAAAUCAGUAUACUUGUUUACUGCUCCGCUUCAACUUAUGGCAACAAAUGGAUCCCGACUUCAAUAUGCAGCUAAUUUUGCAAAGCAAGGGGCACUAAAAGCGAUGGGAACUCUUGCAGCUGAAAUGUGUGCUCCAUACUGUUUGUCACUUGCUUCAGCUCCUUUAUCUGAUGCUGAAGCUGAAUGGGCUUACUUACUGCUGAAAGAAUUCAUAAAAUGUUUGACCCCAAAAGCAGUGAAGGCAUCAGUUUUACCUGUUAUCCAGAAGAUUCUGCAGACCACAGGUUAUUCUCAUUUGAAAGUUUCUCUUCUUCAAGACUCAUUUGUUCGAGAGAUAUGGAAUCAAAUUGGUAAACAAUCAUAUUUGGAAACAAUACAUCCUUUGGUCAUAUCAAAUCUAUAUAUUUCUCCUCACAAGAUUUCAGCAGCUGCUGCGUCUGUUCUGCUUAUUUGCUCAAGUGAAGAGCUUGGUGUGCCUAUUACUGUUCAUCAGACAAUCCUGCCUCUGAUUCACUGCUUUGGGAAGGGACUAUGCCCUGAUGGAAUUGAUGUGCUGGUCAGGAUUGGUGGUCUUUUGGGAGAAACCUUUAUUCUCAAACAGAUGCUACCACUGCUUAAACAUGUUGCUCAUUCUUGUAUUGGUGUUUCUUCUAUGAAUAAGCCUGAGCCUAUGCAUAGUUGGUGUAGUUCAGCACUUGUUGAUUGUCUAAUGACAUUGGAUGGUCUUGUAGCUUUCUUACCAAGGGAAGCUAUUGUAAAAGACCUGAUUGAGGAUCAGAGUUGUCUACAUGUUCUGGCUCUUACGCAAACGAAUUUAGAGAUCACAGUGCUUCAGGUUGCUGCUACAACUUUAAUGGCAAUUUGUCAGCGGAUUGGACCGGAGUUGACUGCAUUGCAUGUCCUGCCACAACUCAAGGUUCUUUUUGAUGAGCUGGCCUUCUCACAAGAAAUUUCCAAUGGAUCUGGUUCUCUUGGUAAAAGCUUGAAGGUUUCAAAAUCAAAAGUUAAUGGAGAGUUUCAAUUAGAGAGUCGCAUGGAUCUUGUGUUGCUUCUAUAUCCUUCUUUUUGUUCUCUGCUUGGAAUAGAGAAACUUCGUCAGUGUUGUACUACGUGGUUGCUUCUUGAGCAGUUUCUUUUACGGUUUCACAAUUGGAAGUGGGAAUAUACAGGGGAAUCACCUCGAAGUGGUGUAGAGAAUGUAAUUGCUAAAGUGCCUUUAUUGAGCAAGGGGUCAACAUCUGAUUACAGUCCUGCUAAACUGUUACUUAAUGGGGUUGGCUGGUCAAUUCCACAAUCACAGGGAAUUAGAAGCUCCAAAAACUUAAUGCCUCAGAGACGUUUGGCCAAUGCUCAUCAGAGUUCUGUCCAAACGUAUGAAUCAGCUUCAAAACAUUUCAAGACUGAACCCUGGUUUUGGUUCCCUAGUCCAGCUGCCAGCUGGGAUGGUUCCGACCACCUUGGACGCUUUGUGAGUCCUAAAGAUGAAUUUCCAUGGAAGAUAAGAGCAUCUAUUUUAUCCUCAGUUCGUGCACAUCAAGGGGCAUUGAGAUCAUUAGCAGUUUGCCAAGAUGAAAAUACAGUUUUCACUGCAGGCAUUGGUCCUGGGUUCAAAGGAACUGUUCAGAAAUGGGAUUUGACUAGAAUAAAUUGUGUAUCUGGAUAUUAUGGUCAUGAGGAGGUUGUAAAUGACAUAUGCAUCUUAUCAUUGAGCGGAAGAAUAGCAUCUUGUGAUGGAAUGAUACAUGUUUGGGAUAGCCAAACAGGGAAGCUGAUAUCUGUAUUCUCAGAACCAUCCACAGAUUCCCUGCAUCUUGUGAGCCCUUUAUCUUCUUCAACAAAGAUCGGUGCUGAUCAUGUUGACAUGUUGAACUCAAACACUUCUUCAAGUGGAGUACUUAGUAGUCCAUUUGAUGAAAGCUUGUACACUUGUAUGCAUUAUUUAGAGGAGGUUGAAAAGCUCGUGGUCGGCACUGGAAAUGGUUCUCUCAGAUUCCUUGAUGUUUCUCAAGGUCGAAAGCUUCAUUUAUGGAAAGGUGAAUUCAGUGAAUCUGCUUUUCCUUCUCUUGUCUCUGCCAUAUGCUCAUGUGGGUCUAACAAAGAGCAAGGGAACGGAGCUUCCGCUUCACCAAGUUGGAUUGCCGCUGGAUUAAGUUCUGGUCACUGUAGGUUAUUUGAUGUGAGGAGUGGAUGUGUUACUGCUUGUUGGCGGGCUCAUGAUGGAUAUGUUACAAAGUUGGCUGCCCCAGAAGAUCAUCUGCUAGUUUCAAGCUCUCUUGACAGGACUUUGAAAAUCUGGGACUUGAGAAGAAACAUACCGACAGCUGUCACUUUCAAGGGACAUACCGAUGGAGUAUCCAGUUUCUCAGUUUGGGGACAGGAUGUUAUUUCAAUAUCUAGAAAUAAGAUUGGACUUUCCUCGUUAGCUAAUUCCGCUGAUGAGGAUGGGCAACAUCGGAUUAUACCUCAGAAACUGUAUUCAUCAGAUCAUGGAAGUCGAAAUGUGUCGGUGCUGUCGAGCAUAAGUAUAAUACCCUUCUCAAGACUGUUUCUAGUUGGGACUGAAGAUGGUUAUCUCAGAAUCUGUUGUUAGAUGGGAGAUGCCUCCAUGAAUCAUCAAUGUCUGUAAUUAGUGAGAUGCAAUGAUGAAUGUUUCAUUCAAAAAUGGUUCUUUUUGGCAGAAUUUCUGGUGCCAGCUCUGAAUUAAAGUUCCAAAUUGUUAAUCAUGUUAGGUAUAGGAGCACAAAAAUUAGACAAAUUACAUAUAUAUAUAUUUUUUUUGGGGGGGGGGGGGUGAUGGGGGUAUUCUUGUCAUUAUGACACAGAGUUGCUAAUUGUAACUAAUGAUAGUGUGUUGAGAUUUAUCACAUUCAUGUAAUAGUAGUUAUUUAAAUUUAUAAGGUCAAAUUUAACUUUACGUUUUUGUCAA
This is a messenger RNA of Gossypium raimondii (Peruvian cotton), 5482 nucleotides long. RefSeq names its product protein GFS12. Bases 185 to 5146 code for a protein of 1653 amino acids. Gene Ontology annotation, molecular function: ATP binding; protein kinase activity; protein binding. The transcript is spliced from 15 exons. The record is from RefSeq and is a predicted model, not a curated record. Gene Ontology annotation, biological process: protein phosphorylation. Lineage: Eukaryota; Viridiplantae; Streptophyta; Magnoliopsida; Malvales; Malvaceae.